Molecule: messenger RNA, 3192 nt
Organism: Siniperca chuatsi (mandarin fish)
Lineage: Eukaryota; Metazoa; Chordata; Actinopteri; Centrarchiformes; Sinipercidae
Product: meprin A subunit beta-like
Exons: 15
Coding region: 511-2589 (692 amino acids)
Biological process (GO): proteolysis
Cellular component (GO): membrane
Molecular function (GO): protein binding; zinc ion binding; metalloendopeptidase activity
Source: RefSeq, a predicted model, not a curated record
GAUAGAUAGAUAGAUAGAUAGAUAGAUAGAUAGUUUAGUAGCCAGACGGCCGAGGCCGGUGGAAUUUGUUUUCCGUACAGUAUGUUAGUCUCUUGUUAUUCACAAAUGCAUAAAUGGACAACAGCAGACGAUCCACACAUUAUCACGACACAAUACACAGAUACAGUCAACAUAUCAUCACAGAAACAUAGUACACACGACCAUUUACAGUAGGUGCGUGGUAAUGCAUGUCAGUAGCAUGUGAGGAGGGGGCCAGAGGGAGGAGUUCAGAGUCCUGAUAGCUAAGGGAAAAUAUAGAUAAGAUAAUCAUGACUAUUAAAUAAAAAAUUAAUUUGACAGCCGUGUAAUCUCCCUCAACCUGAGCCAUAAAACUUAUCAGAUCAUGUGAAUAUUGCGUGCACUGCAGUGUUUCUUCUUCUGUAGAAAAACACAGCAGCAACAUUUCUUCAGACCCAGCGGGACUGAGGCAGGCUGAACCAGCACAGUGCGAGUGUGUCUUCAGCUGGAGCCAUGGCACUCAGGUGGCUCAUUCUGUUCUGUGGCCUGGGACUGGCAGCAGCUAAGCUAACAGGUGAUACAGAAACUGACGUUGAUGAAGGCCGUGACUGGGACAUCUUUAACAUCAAUGAAGCGGCUGGUCUGGACCUGCUGGAGGGAGAUAUCGAACAGGAGGAAACACUCAGCAGAAACUCCAUCAUAGGAGAUAAGUAUCGCUGGCCAACAACCAUUCCCUACUACCUGGAGGACAGUCUGGACAUGAAUGCAAAGGGAGUGAUCCUGAAGGCAUUUGACCAGUACAGACUGAAGACCUGCAUCGACUUCUCACCAUGGAAAGGAGAGGAGAACUACAUCUCGGUGUUCAAAGGGAGCGGAUGCUACUCCUCUGUAGGCAACCAGCAUGUGGGGAAGCAGCAGCUGUCCAUUGGCAAAAACUGUGAUCGUCUAGGAACCGUCGAGCAUGAGUUCCUGCACGCUCUGGGCUUCUGGCACGAACAGUCCAGAGCGGACCGUGAUGAUUAUGUCGACAUCAUGUGGGAUCGUAUUGAACCUGGUAAAGAGCACAACUUCAAAACAUACGAUGACGCAGUGUCCAGUGCUCUGGGCCUUCCCUAUGACUACGGCUCUGUAAUGCACUACAGUAAGACGUCCUUUAACAUCGGCUCUGAGCCCAGCAUCGUCACCAAGAUCCCCCACUUCAUGGAUGUGAUUGGUCAGAGGAUGGGGUUCAGUGCUAGUGAUCUGACCAAGCUCAACCAUCUCUACAACUGCACCAAGUCUUCUACCUUUGUGGACAGUUGUAACUUUGAGGAGGAGAACAUUUGUGGGAUGAUUCAGGGUCCUGGCAAUGCAAAGUGGGAACAACAUAGUUCUGUGAACGGAGGGCCUCAGACUGACUUCUCCAACAUGGGACAAUGCAAAGGAAAAGGCCACUUCAUGCACUUCAGCACGGCCUCUGCGGAACCCGGCGACCGUGCAUUCCUGGAGAGUCGUUGGCUUUAUCCCAAACCUGGAGCCCAGUGUCUGCAGUUCUUCCUCCAUAACUCCGGGGCAGCUGAUGAUGUUCUCAAUAUCUGGGUGCGAGAGUAUGACAAGGCCAACCCCAGCGGAAAACUGAAGCUCUUCAAGAGUAUUUCAGGAGGUGUCAUGGGCUCUUGGGAACUGCACAACAUCAAUCUGAAUGUGACACAGAAGGCCCGUGUGGUUUUUGAGGGCGUGAGGGGAAAGAGGCCAUCAAAGGGAGGUUUCUCUCUGGACGACAUUAACCUGUCAUCCACAACGUGCCCUCAGCACAUCUGGCACAUCCACAACAUCACCGGCCUGCUGGCCACCACACCAGCAGGAAAUAAACUGUACAGCCCUCGCUUCCUGUCACCAGCAGGUUACUCCUUCCAGGUAAGUGUGUACCUAAACGGAAGAAGCGACCGUCCAGGGUACAUGGCCACCUACUUCCACCUGACUUCAGGCCCCAACGACCACAAACUCAAGUGGCCAUGUCCGUGGCAGCAGGGAACUAUGGCCCUGAUGGAUCAGCAGUCUGACAUCCGACAGCAAAUGAACAUGCACCGAAUGGUCACCACUGACCCUGGCAAGAUGUCCUCCGAUGGCACCGAGUACUACUGGGACGAUCCCAGGAAGGUGGGCUCUAAAGUGACUGCGUCUGAUGGCAGCUAUUACUAUCGAGGCCCAGGCACCGGAACAAGUACCUUCAUCACCCACAGCAGGCUAAAGAGCAGAAACUUCAUCAAAGGAGACGAUGCCUUCUUCCUCUUCAGUCUGAAAGAUAUAUCCGAUCUGCUGGUAUCUCAGCCUCUUCCCCGCUCUGCAGUCCAUGCUGAUGUCAGUCUGAUCAAGGCUUCAGACCAAGGUGCUCCACAAGGGGCUGCUAAUAACCCCACGGUGGUCAUAGCUAUGGCAGGGUCAGUGGCAGCAGCCAUGUUGGUGGUUUCCAUGUUGAUGGUAGUAAACGCCUGGAGGAGGAGGAGGAGGAGACAGCGGGAGAGUGACGAGGUGGUGAUCAUACAGGACAUGCCUGGAUUCAUGGAAGAGCACCCAACCAAAGAUUUACCAUCUCCUUUCACCACUCCAUGAUGUCCUGAUCAAAGAACAAAAAUCAACACUUACUAGAACAGAGAGCACAUUACUAAAUGUUCUCUACAACAACUAUUCAAACCAGAUUGUCACCUGACCCCUUUUCAUGUAUAUUCUGAAUUUGUUUGAUAGAAAUAAAAUAAAAUCUGACAGCAUGCAUGUUCAAAUCAUUUGUUCCCUUCAGCACAACUUCCUUAUUACCAGUCAGAGAGUGAGUGAUUUACAGCAAUGUAGUUACUUUCAAGCGCCCUGUGAAGGCACUAAGGCAGCCUUCAGAUUUACAAUUGUAGUUCCUCAGACAUCAUAACCUUGUCACUCGCUUUGUGGCUCAGCUGCAGCUCAAUUUUAAGCUUUUUGGAAGGCAUUAUCCCAAUUUAAAGAACUCAAUCCCAGACUGGGAAUCUGAAGACCCUUCAGAGCAGGGCUGGACUGGGACAGAAAAUCAGCCCUGGCAUUUUCGGCCCAGACCGGCCCUCCACAAUCGGUCGAACACCACCCACCAGUACACCAUCCUUGUGGUUGCCUUAAAUAUGCGUACUGUACUAUUCCCCCAAACCACUGCAAAGCUGAGUAGUAAGUACUGUGGACAAUUGUACCAGUGCA